AUGAAUUUGAUAAAAAUAGUAUUAACUUCUUAUAUUGAAGUAUUUGAUCAAAAAGCUAACGAAUACAACAAAUAUGCAAUAUGUCUAGCUUGUCUAGAAAUAAAAAGAUGUCCUUAUGCACUUGAAAAACAGUUUACAAAUACUAAAAAAUGUUGCAAAGAUCAUUUUAAAAAAUGUAAAUUUUUUAAGCAAAAAUAUGGUGAGAAUGAAUCACAAGCUAUUAUAGAUGAUACAGAUAGUGAAGCAACAAUACAAAAAAAUACUAUUGCAUUGUUUGAAUUUGUUAAUCCUUCAUACAAUCUUCCUAAAUGGCGAAAAUUAAGUAAUAAAAUUUUAACACAUGUUUUAAAUUCGAUGAUUGCAGAUAUUAAAGUAAAGGCUAAAGAAGAUUCUUACAGUGUUACUCUAGCUAUGGAUAGUUGGACAAAUGUCAUAAAUCAAUCAAUUAUAGAAAGUACAUUAAUUACAAGUUCUGGUAAAGUUUUGGUUUGGCAAGCAGCUAAUAUUAGUGAUGAAAGAGCAUGUACUGAAGAAGUAAAAAAUAAAAUUAAUGAAAUUAUAAAAACUGUAAUACAUGAGGAAAUAAAAAUAGCAGCAAUAGUAAUAGAUAGUCAUUUAUCAUAUGCUGCAGCAAGAAAACAACUCCAAACACUUGUAGCACAAUAUGAACCUCAAAAUGAUAUUGAUGAAGAAUUAAUUGAAAAUAAUGAAGAUAACUUGGUAUUGCCUA
Racocetra fulgida is the source of this 730-nucleotide messenger RNA. The record is from the annotation of a GenBank genome assembly. Lineage: Eukaryota; Fungi; Glomeromycota; Glomeromycetes; Diversisporales; Gigasporaceae.